ACGAGCGGAAAACAUGUUUGUUGUUCUUCCUUCUGUUUCCGAGACGUUCAGGGUCUGAGCGGGUUCACCAGCCGUGUCUGCAUGUCUCUGCCAAUUCCGUCACUAAAUCCUCUUCUACCGCCCCCGAAUGCAGAUUAACAGGUAUGCCAAAGGAAAAAUAUGAUCCUCCAGAUCCCCGUAGAUGUUACACCAUCAUGUCAGCUGAGGAGGCGGCUAGCGGGAAGAAGUCCCACUGGGCUGAGCUCGAGAUAUCUGGUCGCGUGAGGAGCCUGAGCAGCUCUCUGUGGUCGCUCACCCACCUGACGGCGCUGCACAUCAACGACAACAACCUGAGCCGCAUCCCGCCCGACAUCGCCAAGCUGCCCCACCUGGUCUACCUGAACCUGUCGUCCAAUAAGCUCCGCAGCCUGCCCGCCGAGCUGGGCAACAUGGUCUCUCUCAGGGAAUUGCUUUUAAACAACAAUCUUUUACGAGUUCUGCCUUAUGAACUUGGGAGGCUUUUCCAGUUACAAACCCUGGGGCUGAAAGGUAACCCUCUGUCCCAGGACAUCCUCAACCUGUACCAGGAGCCGGACGGAACCAGAAAGCUUUUGAACUACAUGCUUGACAAUCUCGCAGUGCACCCAGAACAGCUCCCCCAAAGACCGUGGAUCACGCUGAAAGAGCGAGACCAGAUGGUCCCCACAGCCAUGUUCACUGUCAUGUGCUACAACGUGCUGUGUGACAAGUACGCCACGCGACAGCUCUACGGCUACUGUCCAUCCUGGGCCCUCAACUGGGAGUACAGGAAGAAAGGCAUCAUGGAGGAAAUCACCAACUGUGACGCCGACAUCAUCAGCCUGCAGGAGGUGGAAACGGAGCAGUACUACACCCUCUUCCUGGAAACACUAAAGGAGCGCGGCUACGACGGCUACUUCUGCCCAAAGUCUCGUGCCAAACUGGUGUCUGAACAGGAGAGGAAGCACGUGGACGGCUGUGCAGUGUUCUUCAAGACAGAGAAGUUCACUCUGGUGCAGAAACACACCGUGGAGUUCAACCAGGUGGCUAUGGCCAACUCAGAGGGGUCAGAGGUCAUGCUGAACAGAGUGAUGACCAAAGACAACAUCGGGGUGGCCGUUCUGCUCGAGGUGAACAAAGACAUGUUCUCUGGAGGCAUGAAGCCCCUGCAGGAGCGGCAGCUGAUCCUCGUGGCCAAUGCCCACAUGCACUGGGACCCUGAGUACUCGGACGUCAAGCUGAUCCAGACCAUGAUGUUCCUGUCGGAGCUGAAGAGCAUCGCUGAGAGGGCCUCGGGCUCCGUGGCUACCGGCUCACCCACCUCUGACCCGUCCUCCAUCCCCAUCGUCCUGUGUGCUGACCUCAACUCGCUGCCCGACUCUGGUGUGGUUGAAUACCUGAGCAACGGAGGUGUGGCCGAGAACCACAAGGACUUCAAGGAGCUGCGCUACAACGAAUGUCUGACCAACUUCAGCUGCAACGGCAAGAACGGCAACUCAGACGGAAGCAUCACCCACAACUUCCAGUUGAAGAGCGCCUACGAGAAUAAUCUGAUGCCUUACACCAACUACACGUACGACUUUAAGGGUGUGAUCGACUACAUCUUCUUCUCCAAGACCCACAUGAGUGUUUUGGGCCUGCUGGGCCCGCUGGACAGCCAGUGGCUCAUCGACAACAACAUCACCGGCUGCCCCCACCCCCACAUCCCCUCGGACCACUUCUCCCUGCUGGCCCAGCUGGAGCUGCACCCCCCCCUGCCCCACCCGCUCAACCCCCUCAACGGGCUGCACCUGCCAGUCCACAGGUAGUGCAGCCCGAUGACCCCAACACACCCUGACCUCUCACCUCCACCCCCACCCACCCUUCAAACACUCUCCUCAGACCCCCCGUCCUUCUGCAGGACCCUGUACAGUCGACCGAUCACGUUUUAAACUCAGACAAAACCCAACCCACCCCACCCUCCCGAAAGGAGUGAAGUAUUUGCCCAUUGUUGCUCCUUUUUUGUGUUUUUGCACACUGUAAUGUUUUUUUUUGUUUUUUUUUUUUUUAUCUAUCUCUGUCUCCCCUUGAAGAGUUUGAUACCAAAUAGUGGGCUUGGGAUUAAUUUGCUGUGUCAAAGCCCCAUGUCCUAAUUUUUUUUUUUUUUUUUUUUUCUUAGAAAUGAUCAUAACAGCUUGUAGAUUCUGCUUCUACGUUGGCAAUCAUUAACUUUUUUUUUUUUUUUUUUUAUGAAAGAAUUCCACUACACUUCACGAUAAAUUUCAAAUAAUCUACAAAUCUGCAUUUGUUUUUGUUUUGUUUUGUUUUGUUUUUUUGCUUUGUGCUUUUUCGUUUUAACAAUCACAAGGCUGUGGGAUCAUGAGCUUGUUUGAGAAAGGCAACAUGAUAACAUAAUUUUAACGCUGCGUCACAGCAUCUUUGUUGUGUUAAAGAGUAUGGUAACAUCUUCGUAACACUACAUCUGUGUUCAGUGAGGAAAUUGGAAGAUGAAAUGACCUCACGCCUCAGCUGCGAGCUUUAUGAAUCUUUGCUCAUAAAUCUCGCGGCUCCCAGCUCUGCUAAAUGUUGAUGACACAUUCACACAGCGCUGUUUGGACGUUACUACGCUGCUACUGCAUUCACUUAUUUGAUUUUUUUUUUCCCACUUGUUUAUGUUGCCAGUCUUGUACCUCUCAGCAUCUCUUUCACAGGCCUUCAUUAUUUCCAAAUAUUCUAAUUAACUUGGCAACCAGCAGUUUUGGCAUAUCAGUUUUGUUUUUUCUACUUGUUCAUGCUCAGUUAAUUCUGAUUGAUGCAGUUCAUGAGUUUUACUGCAGCAAUAUGAAGUGUCAAACACCUAACGAGGAGGAUCCCUAACUACUAUUAGCAUUUUAACCAAAUCAUUCCUCCUGCUUAAUAAGUUGCUUUGAAAAAAAUGAUGUAAUAGAUGAUAUUUAUUUGAAACACAACCCAGGCAAUCACUAAUAUUGUGCUUUAGGUCUUUAGCUUUUGAAGCAGUGAUUUUUUUUUUUUUUUUUUUUAACCUACCUACCAUGUUAAUGAUGGUAUUAUCCUGUUUCCCAGCACGUGACUGGCCAAAGACUAAUUACAAAGAUUAAUGACAUAUGCUCUGUCAUUGUGAAACUAUAUUUAUUUAUUGGUAUCUGAAACAAUUGAGAGAGAAUACUAAGGAGAAUCACUUGGUGAUUUCUGACCCAGAGCCGAAUGUAUUACUGAAGGCUCACCAUGAAAUUUGUUGUGACGGCCUUUCGAUGCCAGAUUCCCGUGUGUUACAUGACUGACGUUAGUCUGACUAAAAGUGAUAGCCCUUUAUUUAAGUUGUAUCUCAGGGCUAUGCUAUGCAUUUAGCAGUACCUCUCAAACGAAGGACUUGUAGAGUCGUGACGUAUGAGCAAAACCAAAUAGGAAGCUAUUGCUUUGAAACUACUUUAUAAGCACAGGUCUGUCCAAGUGACUUGGAUAAUGUCUGUAUGUUUCAGACGUAGUUGUUGUAGAAGUCUUUCUUCUUAUCUCAUGUUCGUUAAAACUACCUGCUGCACUCUUGCUCCAUCCCCAGGAUCUGCUUGGAGAUUUCAUGUUGGGCUCAGAUGGUACAACAAACCACCUGGUCGUCAGUGUGAUUGGAUUAUAGACAGAAAGAGUUUUAACGUGAAAGAAUUCCCUGCAGUAUUAAUGAGGGAUGGGCAGGAUAACUGUGUGCAGGAGGACUUCGACAGUGGCUGCAACUGUACACAUACAUUUGUAGUGUUCAACAUAUCUGGCACACGUUACUUUACACUAUAGUGCCUAGUUGGUGGAUAAUUAAGUAAGCCCUGACUCUUUGAGAGUGAGUUAUUGUGUUAUAAACUGGCGUUUGCUCUGUUUGGUAUCUGAAUAAAGCCAUACAUUUUGGGUAAACGGUGCCAACACACAACACGGCACACGGUAAACUACUCAGCUUUAAGCCGCAGUCAACCAAUUUAACCGGCCUCAGCAGUCUCGGCUUUGCUUCAUUUGCACAUGAUUUUACUCUAACAAUGUUUAACGCUAACGAGUAUGGCUCCAGUGUAGAUGGUGUUUAUGAAGUCAGCCUUUGUGAGCAUUUUGAGGCCUAUACUUCACUCCUAAAUUCAUUUCAUGGGGUAUUCUGAUUUGUAUGACAGUUGUAUAUAAGGAAAAAUUGAAGUGUCUUUGGUGACUGGGCGUCUUUGACAUCUGCGAGGGGAAUGUACCGUUCUCCUACAAAGGGGUGUUUUUUGGGGGGUUUUGUUUUUUGGUCACAAUUCAAAGAUGUACGUGGUGGUGUACUUUUUUGCCCGUGCACUAAGCAGUCAUAUGUGAAUACUCACCCUCCACUUGUCAACAAUAUUCUUGUAGAGACCCAUUGUCUCCGUCGAACUUUGUUUUUCAAUAGUGGGCAUUUUCUGUCUCUAACUGAAAUGCAGUCUUCAAUUGGUACUUUGUACGAUUCAGUAUUACCGAGUUUUUGAAAGAAGAAAAAGAUAAAUAUUCUAGAUUUAAAAGCAAAUUGUCUUGAUGGCUUUUAUUUCUCUACCGCAAAUCGAAAUGUCCUCUCAGAGUUGGUCUCGCUCAGAGAUAAUCCUCAAUCUAAAUUCUGUUUCGGUUUUGUUCCUCUUUCCAGCUGGUGUUUCCCCUCUUUAGUUUCCCCUCCCCAAAAAAAGGAUUCCCAGAUCCCUUCCGCUUCACCGUCUCUCUUCACACACAUCUCAUACAACAUCCACAGCCCGUUUCUUUUUCGACCAGAACAUUGAACUUCCGAUAUCCGCAGGCAUUUGACCAUUUUUUUUUUUGUAGAGCACACCUCACAUACUUUUUCUACAAACAACGUGCCUAGUUUGUACAAUUUCUCCAACAGCAGCACUGCCCAUGAGACCGAGACGCUCAGAGAGAAACCCAGCGCCGUCGUCCAUCCAUCCACCCCUCCAUCCAUCCAUUCACCCCUCCAUCCUUUCCCAGCCAUCCCAUCCUGAACCAACCUUUGGGAAUGAGAUCAUGAGGAUUUGAACCUGAGUCGUGGGACUCGAGUUACCUUGUUCGCCUCAGAGUGGGUUCCAACAAGCCUCAGUCGCAGCGUUUUUGUGAAACCAGCUUUUUUGUACCUUUAUGGUCAAUGACAAAUCAUCCUCUUGUUUGCCAUAUUUUCUACCAACAAGGCUACCAGAUCCACAUCGAUAGCUGAAUGUCGGUGGGCGCACUACUGUGUAGCAAUGCAUUGGCGAGGAUGCAAACUCUCACCUGUGUAGUCCAGUGUUUUCCCAUGGUGAGUUUUUGUAGUUUCCCCUGCAGAGUGCUCGCUGUAUCUUUCACAGGAUUAUCAUUACCAUCAUCGCAUGCAAUUUUUGAAUGUAAGAAGAAGAAGAAGAAAAAAAAAAAACCUUGUUUCCAGUUUCUGGUCAUUGUUUUUUUAUGAGUUGUGCAUUCAGGUGUACUCCGUAGACAUGUAACUGCAAGAUGAUUGCUGCAUUAGGUUGUUAGCAAAGUCUUGGGUGGCCACUGAGAUGCUAAGCCACCUUAGGGGAGAGUUAGGAGCAUUUUGUAUUUGCAGGUAACCUUUGUCAGGUGAUCCUCCGUCUGCUCUACCUAUCUUGAAUUUGACUGCCUCCAACUAGGCUAGGUUGCUGCUUCUAACGCCAAGAAACAUCAUCUAAAAGACACUGGGUAGAACUUCAAAAUGGCUUUAUUCUAGCGUAUUAGGAAAGCGGUGUAAGCAUACAACAUCCACCAAAGUGAUCUGAUAUAUAAUACACUUAAAAGGACUAAAAGGAUACACAAACAAAAUACAGCUAUGUGUGCAAACAGAAUUGUGUUGGUACAAAAUGCAAAGUAGGAUCUGGACGAUUUUUACUCGGUCCUGACUGUUUUUGCACAUUUACAGUGCUUUAAUCUGUAUUCACUUGUUGCUGGAAUAAGGCCAUUUAAUAGUAAACCGUUGCCUAAUGAAAGCUUUGCCCUAAAAGGAGAAAGGCAGUAACUUGAGUUGUGGCAGAACAAUUUGUGAUUGAAAUUGUUCAAUUUCUUAGUCCGUUGUGGCUCAGUGGAGGAUAAAAGAACUUUUUACUAAUUGUACAAAUAGCUUCAUACCAGUCGGUUGGCUGGGCAAUAUAAAAAACGUCACUACCUUUGCUAAACAGCACAGAGGAAGAACGCUGGCUUGCCUUCAAAAUUUUAAUUUUGAGAAAAGGGCGUCUGAAUAUUCAAAAACAGUGAAAAGGACUAGUCAUCUCUGUCACCUCUAAACAAAGCAUUCAUUUCUGUCAGCUACUUCCUCAAAAACCAGUUUCAUAUUGUUUUCAGUUGCUGCCUUCUGCCUUUGGUACAGCAAAGCCGCUCAUUCAUGUUCAGCAGGGGCAGUUUAACUGGGCGAGGAUCCUCGGCCACCAGCAGUCGCCAACAACAAGGUGCUAUAUUUCUCAAGAGGUUUUAAAAGAACUGCACUUGUACCUGUAUUUAAAAACUAUGUCACACUUGUUGGCAGACUAUAGAUCUGUGGCUCUCGACGAUGUGCCAUGUCGGCUGGAGAGUCUGCAGGUUUUCAGUCCAAAUCAAACUCCUGUCACAGAUGAAUUUACAGAUUUGUGGAGGAGGAACUAAUGGUUAGAAUGAAAACACGCGGACUGUCCGGCCUCAUUCGCACAUGUUUGAGAAGUGCUAACCUCGACAGAGCAGGCUUUGUAUUACAGAAGCCAAAGUGUGCAUGUUUGACAGUUUAAAUGUCAAGGGUGCAGAACUGCGGCAACCCAAACUACGCCUGCAGGAACGAGUGAAAGUUUGCCAACCGUAGGUGGCGGUGCUGACUUUGUUGUGUUCCUCUGACAAAACGAAUAUAGAUGUAGCUGCUGCAGAGGUGCCAUUUAUUUUAUUUUUUUGGAGAGCUUGCUGAGAUGCUGCUGCGCUGUAGCUCAAGGCCCAAAGAUGAAAUGACUGGGGAAAAUCAAGUUGUGCUCUCUUUAGCCACCGUAAGCCACAAGGUACAGUUACAGCACAAUUAUUCAGUUAAACUUAGAGGGAGGAUGAAAGCAUGUAGGCAGACGUCUGCGGUGGCUACCACUGUAUUUGUUUUCUGAGCAGUUGCAGUAUGUACACCUCAGUUGAAACCAUACAUGUUCAACAGCACUUGUAUCAUCUCUCCACACUCCCACUCUCCCCACUUCCUGUAGGCAAUAAAAAAUGUCAUUUUUAAA
Myripristis murdjan (pinecone soldierfish) is the source of this 7178-nucleotide messenger RNA. RefSeq names its product CCR4-NOT transcription complex, subunit 6-like (gene cnot6l). The transcript is spliced from 12 exons. The coding region runs from base 144 to 1805 and encodes 553 amino acids. The record is from RefSeq and is a predicted model, not a curated record. NCBI's taxonomy places the organism in Eukaryota, Metazoa, Chordata, Actinopteri, Holocentriformes, Holocentridae. Gene Ontology annotation, molecular function: protein binding; 3'-5'-RNA exonuclease activity.